Messenger RNA from Pelodiscus sinensis (Chinese soft-shelled turtle), 2183 nucleotides. It is a transcript of the gene CTNS, whose product is annotated as cystinosin, lysosomal cystine transporter. Gene Ontology annotation, biological process: L-cystine transport. Gene Ontology annotation, cellular component: lysosomal membrane. Gene Ontology annotation, molecular function: L-cystine transmembrane transporter activity. Lineage: Eukaryota; Metazoa; Chordata; Testudines; Trionychidae. The record is from RefSeq and is a predicted model, not a curated record.
GCGCUCCCGCGGCCCAGCCCCCCCGAAGAGUGUCAAACGGGACUUGGAUCGAACCGAAAGGGGAAACCGCCCCCAGCUGCCCCCCCGCCCCCGUGUGUGUGUGUCAGCCGCCACACCCAAGAUGGCGGCAGGGCGCGGCCAUUGCGGCUUUACGGCGCGCGAGACGGAAGCCGGCAGAGCGCAGGAGAGGCCGCCGCUCACGUGAGGGGGGAGGACGCAAGAGCAUCCCGGCGGCGCCAACUGAAGACUAGCAGGAUGGUGAAAAGAUGGCUACUUCUCUCCGGGUUGUGUCUUUCGCUCUCAUUGCUAAAGCUCUGUGAUGGAGCCAUUAUGCUCUCUGUCCCUGAAGUAGUUUCAUUAGAAAAUGGUAGUGUGACAAAUAUCACUGUGACUCUAAGUGCCCCAUUAAAUGAGACAUUGGUGAUAACAUUUAAUGUCACAUACUCAUCAAAAAAUGGAACCAUUGUUGAACUACCUGAUCAAGUAAUAUUAUCUACAGGUCUAAAGAAGUCAAGCUUUCAAGUGAAAGCGAAAGAUGUUGGACAAGUUACCAUUUUUCUUGUUGCCAAUAAUUCCAACCAAACUGGCCCAAGGAUUCGAUUCCAAGUGAUCCAUAGUAACAUAGUGAAAAUUAUAGACCAGGUGAUCGGCUGGAUCUAUUUUUUCGCCUGGUCGAUUUCCUUCUACCCUCAGGUUUUUGAGAAUUGGCGACGAAAAAGUGUGGUUGGAUUAAGCUUUGAUUUCCUAGCACUAAACCUCACUGGCUUCAUAGCAUACAGUGUAUUCAAUGUGGGGCUUUUCUGGAUUCCCUACAUCCAGGAGCAGUUCCUACGCCAGUACCCCAAUGGAGUGAACCCUGUGGACAGCAAUGAUGUGUUUUUCAGUCUCCAUGCACUAGCUGUAACGUUCUUUAUAAUAUUUCAGUGCUGUAUAUAUCAGAGAGCUAAUCAAAAAGUGUCCAGAGUUGCUAUUGGGCUGCUGGUGAUUGCAUGGAUCUUCACAUUUACCACAUUGUUUGUGGCUUCAGCUGGAGCAAUCACAUGGCUACAGUUCUUAUUUUUCUUUUCUUACAUUAAACUGGGAAUGACACUGAUAAAAUAUUUUCCACAGGCAUACAUGAACUUUCGGCGGAAGAGUACUGAAGGGUGGAGUAUUGGAAAUGUGUUGCUAGAUUUUACUGGUGGAAGCUUCAGUCUCCUUCAGAUGGUUUUGCAGUCUUACAACAAUGAUGAAUGGAAAUUAAUCUUUGGAGAUCCAACUAAGUUUGGACUGGGCUUUUUCUCCAUCAUCUUUGACAUAGUCUUCAUCAUCCAGCAUUACUGUCUAUAUAGAACACGGGUAUAUGAAUCUUUGGACUCCUAAAGCCUUACCCAGAUGGAUGCAAUAAUGUAGAUCUAUUGGCCAUAAAUUUACCUCUAUAUGGGCUGGGAGAAUUUCAGACUGCUCACCAGCACAAAUAGUUUUGCUUAAUGCCAAAUGCCUUAACGGAUAUUCCAUUAUCCUAACCCUUGCAACUGGAAAACAUCUGCAACACCGGAAGCUAAUUCCAAGCCAGCCUGUCUUGAGAUGGAUUGGUCAAAGAUAGCCACAGCCUUCUGUGGGGAGGGUAUGUAAGAGCUGGGCUUCCUUCAGGUGCGAAGGUUUUUUUUUCCCCAGAGAAGAGCCAGAACAUGACUGGAAGGUGAAAAACCCAAUCAGGUGCCUUUUUUUUUUAAUAACGACCAAGGAACAAGUUUUUGUGGACUAGGCAGACUCUAAUGUGCUGCUGACUUCAUCUUCUUCUCCCAAACCAAGUUGUAAGGAAGACAGUGACUCAAGUAGCUGUGGCUACCAAGUAGCUUCUUAAUAUUACAUGUAGGUACAAUGGGUGAAGGGGGGCACUAAUCAGAAUAAUAUCACAGCAUGUUCUUAUCAGAGUGCUAGCAGCUACACUUAAAACGUUAAAAAAACGUAAUGUGAUUUCUGCUACUUUAUACCACUGAGCAUUUUCAGCAAAGGUUUUAAAUCUAGUGCUGGAGACCAAAUUUCUAAAUACUUAUUACUAAGUUGUCAAGUUAUUUGUAUUUGGUUCUAUUAAAGUGCCUAGGUCUGGGCUGUUGAUGCAAGGGGAACAAUUUGUAUUCUAUGCAAGUCCGAUCAUGUUGUUCAAUAGCCUAAUGAUUAAAACUUGUGUUAGUCUUCAA